Messenger RNA from Linum trigynum, 2652 nucleotides. Lineage: Eukaryota; Viridiplantae; Streptophyta; Magnoliopsida; Malpighiales; Linaceae. The record is from the annotation of a GenBank genome assembly.
AUGGCCUCCUCUUCUUCCAUGUCCGUAUCGGUGGAAUGCGUCAACUUGUGUCAUUUCCCUAAAGGAGAUACAAGUGCUAGAUAUGACUGUAGCGUGCUGUCUUGUGCCUGGAAAGCUCCAAGAGUAUUGACUGGAUUUCUUGCUAGCACAGCGCACCCUCCGGUUUGCUCAUCAUUGAUUUGCACCCAGAGCAGAAGGAAUCACUUGAAAUUUUGUCAGAAACACGAGGCCUUCAAAGUGAACAGAAUUUGUGCAAGUGAAUCUGGUGAAUCUCCCAUUUACAAGAGACUCUUACGAGCAAAAUUGGUUCAUGAAUUUGAUAGAAGAUGGGAAUCAUGCUGCUCUUCAUGUCCUUCCUCAAGCGUCUCGGAAGAAAUUUCUCCAGAAAGUCUGUGGGAGGAUCUCAAGCCCACUGUAUCAUACCUUUCACCACAAGAAUUGGAUUUGGUCCACUGUGCUCUUAAGCUUGCUUUUCAGGCUCAUGAUGGGCAGAAACGUCGCAGUGGCGAGCCCUUCAUCAUUCAUCCUGUUGAAGUUGCUCGGAUUUUAGGCGAACUUGGAUUGGAUUGGGAGUCGAUUGCUGCAGGAUUGCUGCAUGAUACCGUCGAGGAUACAAAUGUUGUAACUUUUGAAAGAAUAGAAAAAGAAUUUGGGCCUGUUGUCCGCCACAUUGUAGAAGGAGAGACUAAGGUCUCCAAACUUGGAAAACUGAAGUGUAAGAAUGAGAACAAUUCUGUGCAAGAUGUAAAGGCUGAUGACUUGCGACAGAUGUUUCUUGCCAUGACUGAAGAGGUCCGUGUUAUCAUUGUGAAGUUAGCGGACAGAUUGCAUAACAUGCGAACUCUCUCGCACAUGCCACCUCAUAAACAGUCGAGCAUUGCAACAGAAACGCUUCAGGUUUUUGCUCCUCUUGCAAAGUUAUUAGGAAUGUAUCAGAUCAAGUCGGAGCUUGAAAACUUGUCAUUCAUGUAUACAAAUCCCGAAGAUUAUGCCAGAAUCAAGAGGAGAGUUGCAGAGCUCUGUAAAGAACACGAGAAAGAAAUUUUGGAGGCCAACAAGAUUUUGGAGAAGAAGAUUGAAGAGGACCAGUUCCUAGACCUGGUGACUGUACACACUGAAGUUCGCUCAGCAUGCAAGGAGCCUUACAGCAUUUACAAAGCAGUGCUAAAAUCCAAGGGCUCCAUCAAUGAAGUCAAUCAAAUAGCGCAGCUUCGGAUCAUUGUAAGGCCAAAGCCAUCAAGUGGAGUUAGGCCUUUGUGCAGCCCUCAACAGAUUUGCUACCAUGUGCUUGGCUUGGUCCAUGGGAUCUGGACUCCAAUCCCUCGUGCUAUGAAGGACUACAUUGCUACCCCUAAGCCUAAUGGAUAUCAAAGUUUACAGACAACUGUGAUCCCAUUUCUGUAUGAAAGCAUGUUCCGGCUGGAAGUACAGAUAAGGACUGAAGAGAUGAACCUUAUUGCCGAGAGAGGCAUUGCUACUCAUUACAGUGGGAGAGGGAAUAUUACUGGGCUAGUUGGACAUGCCAAGCCUGGUGGUAGGAGUUCAAGAGGCAAAACUAUCUGUCUCAAUAAUGCAAACAUUGCACUAAGGGUUGGUUGGCUAAAUGCAAUUAGAGAAUGGCAAGAAGAGUUUGUUGGCAAUAUGAGCUCUAGAGAGUUUGUGGAUACAAUUACCAGAGACUUGUUAGGUAGUCGCGUGUUUGUAUUCACACCAAGGGGAGAGAUUAAAAAUUUGCCGAAAGGGGCUACUGUCAUUGACUAUGCGUACAUGAUACACACUGAAGUUGGCAACAAGAUGGUGGCUGCAAAGGUCAAUGGCAAUCUUGUUACUCCAAUGCACAUCCUUGCUAAUGCAGAAGUUGUGGAGAUAAUUACCUACAAUGCUCUCUCUAGCAAAUCAGCUUUUCAGAGGCAUAAACAAUGGUUACAAUAUGCAAGGACCCGCAGUGCCAGGCACAAAAUAAUGAAAUUUUUGCGAGAACAAGCUGCUCUAUCUGCCAGUGAAAUAACAGCAGAUAGUGUGAAUGACUUUGUUGCCGACUCAGAAGAGGAGAGUGAGGCAGAUGAUCUCUCUGACAAAACGAAGCAGAGUAGGCCUUUUUGGGAGAAGAUCUUUGUAAGUGUUGUUGACAAGUCAUCUGGUGGACAAGGAUCUGAUGGCUCAUCUGUUACCAAUGGAAGUAUUUGGUCCCCAAAGGUUAAUGGAAAACAUAACAAGCAUUUACGAAAUGCGAGUUUACCGGCUGAGGGGCUAUCGCAGGGAAAUGGUGUUGCUGGUUUGAUUCAAGCUAAUAUUCCAGCGUACAAGGAAGUUUUGCCUGGACUUGAGAACUGGCAAGCAAGCAAGGUUGCUUCCUGGCACAAUCUUGAAGGGCACUCAAUUCAGUGGUUAUGUGUGGUCUGCAUAAACAGAAAAGGGAUGAUGGCUGAUAUUACAUCUGCGCUAGCAGCUGUGGACAUCAGCAUAUGCUCCUGUGUGGCUGAGAUUGACCGAGGGCGUGGAAUGGCAGUUUUAUUGUUUCAUAUAGAAGCGAACCUUGAUAAUUUGGUUCAGGCUUGCUCAGGUGUAGAUCUUAUCCUGGGCGUUUUGGGAUGGUCGACAGGCUGUACAUGGCCUAUCUCAAUGGAAAGUCACCAGUAUCUUGAAUGCUAG